Nomia melanderi (Alkali bee) is the source of this 6641-nucleotide messenger RNA. It is a transcript of the gene Cad74A, whose product is annotated as cadherin 74A. Lineage: Eukaryota; Metazoa; Arthropoda; Insecta; Hymenoptera; Halictidae. Gene Ontology annotation, molecular function: calcium ion binding. Gene Ontology annotation, cellular component: plasma membrane; cell-cell junction. Gene Ontology annotation, biological process: homophilic cell-cell adhesion. The record is from RefSeq and is a predicted model, not a curated record.
AACAGAAGUAGAAUUUUUAAUCGGGGACAGUCGAUCUGUCAAAGAAUGUACUGCAAUGAACGCUUGAAUGGAGAAGAAUGUGUACAAUCUUGAACCGAACGCAACAGUUUUAUGCACUGCUGGCUACAAAACAGCAAGAAAUAUUCAAGACGUUUAAUAUUUCUUGCUAUUUACAAAAAAAAACAUGCUUGUGAACGUUUGAAAAGUAUUCGUUGUAUUGCAGUCACUAUAUAUCAAAGGGAUUUGGGUUCUUGAAAUUUAUAAGUGGUGACGAUGUGGACGAUUUUGCUCCUCACGCUCUUCACAUGGUCUUCGUCAUGGGGUCAGGUGAUCAACCGAGCGCCGCAUUUCGUGCAAGGUGGCGACAUGGCCAGGUUGGCCGUGUCAGAAGGCACACCGCCGGGUGCACCUGUAUACAAGCUUCAAGGAGAGGACCCUGAGGGUUCGAGAUUGCACUACUCCAUCAGCGGCGAGUAUUUCACCGUGAAUCGGGACAGCGGCGUCGUCGUUCUGAGAAAGCCGCUAGACAGGGAGACGCAAGACCUGAUCGAAGUCAUCAUCAGCAUAACGGACGAAGGGAUCGCUGGAUCGGAGCCCAACACGGUGUCCCUUCGUCGCGAGAUCGCUGUGCUGGACGAGAACGAUAAUCCACCGGUCUAUCAUGGCAGACCUUAUGCGGCUAGGGUGCCGGAAAGUGCACACGUGGGUGGCCUGUUAGUCCCUCCUGGUACGAUCACGAUCACCGAUCGCGACGGUGGCGUAAACGCGGACGUUCACGUGGAAUGUGUCUCUACGUCACGGGACGAUGACGUCUGCGAAGUCUUCAAUAUUUCAACGGAAAAGUUGGCAGAAGGUAAAUACGACGUGCAGAUCACCCUGGCGAAGCCGCUCGACUAUGAGAGACGAAACUCAUACCUGAUCAAUCUUCUGGCGGUGGAUGGUGCCAGCGACGUGACUAAGGUGUUACAGGCUAGAGCAACCGUGGCCGUCGACGUUCUCGAUGUCCAGGAUCAGCCACCCGUGUUCCUGAACGCGCCGUACAGCGCAGCGUUACCGGAGAACACGCCGGCUAGUCACACGAUCCUGACAGUGAGAGCGCGGGACGGUGACACAGGUGAACCGAGAGCCUUGUUGCUAACGUUGGAAGAGGAUGACGCAGGACACUUCGAUCUCGAGGUCUCGCGCGAGGGCGACGUGACUGUUGGCAAGCUUGUUACUACCAAUGUUUCCUUGGACAGAGAGGAUUCCAAGAUCCUGCAGAACGGAGGGAUUUACACGUUCGAAGUGAAGGCAACGGAGCUUAUCAAUAAUGAGAUACCGGCGGAUACAGCGAGCUCCAUUGUUACCAUUGUCGUCACAGAUGUUGAUGACCUCGUGCCAGUGUUUAAUGAGAAGCACUUUGACAUACAGAUUUCGGAAGAUAUUGGAAGGGACACACCGUUGCCAGGUCUUAAUAUGAUCGUAAGUGAUGGCGACGUUGGUGAUAAUGCAAAGUAUACGCUAUCUCUAAGGGAUGUACCAGAAUAUCCCGGAAAGAGCGCUGCCUUUACUGUCAGUCCAGAGGAAGCUCAGGGUAGAGUGCCAGUCGUGAUCAAAGCUAAGGAUGUUGAAAUGUUGGACUACGAUGUGGAGGAUCCAACGAAAAGACAGCUGCAGUUCGAAGUUGUUGCACUCGUUGCAAAUGAAGUGGUAGCUACAACUAAAGUUCACAUACAUCUACUAGACGCCAAUGAUCACAGUCCAGAAUUCUCUCAAUCGGAAUAUAAACUUUCCGUUCCCGAGAAUGCCGAAAUAGGGACCAAAUUCGGCGAUGUUUUCGCUAAGGACUAUGACAGCGGUUCCUUCGGCGAAUUGACGUACACAUUACGCGGCUUUGGUGCUGACAAGUUCAAGACAGACCCAAAAACUGGAGGAAUUUCCGUCGCCACGAUGUUGGAUUACGAAACACAGAAAUCGUACUCUUUGACGAUGGAAGCUAAAGAUGGCGGCGGUAGAGUUUCCGCUGUUAAUAUUCUAAUAGAGUUAGAGGAUGUCAAUGAUAAUAAACCGGUCUUCGAGCAAACUGAAUUCUCGAGGACAGUGCGAGAAGAUGCAACUAGUUUCGAUCCGCAGAUGUUUGUCAGAGCCACAGACGUCGAUGGCUCCACUCAGGGUAAUGGGAAAGUCACGUACUCCAUUAGUUCGCAUAACAGUAUGACGAACGAUGUCUUCAAGAUAAAUCCUGAUUCCGGGGAGGUGACAAUGUCAAAGCCAGUUCGAUCGGGAGAUACAGAAAGAGGAAUCUACGAGUUAGUGAUUCGAGCUACAGACGCAGGAACUCCGCCAUUGUACUCUGAAGCGAAACUCCUCGUUAGGGUUGGAGUACCUGGAAAUCAGAAACCAAUAUUUCGUGGAAAUUACAAAUCGAAUUUACCGGGACCUAACACUUAUCGAGCAAGAUUGUUGGAGAACGCUUCUCCAGGAACGGAAGUAAUUAGGGUAGUAGCAAACGAUCCCGAUGGAAGGGACAACUUAUUACAGUAUCACAUUGCUUCUGGUGCUAAAGACAAUUUCGCCAUAGAUUCUAGCUCUGGUGUCAUUACUGUGUCUCCAGAUGCACGUCUAGAUUUAGAAACUGGUGGUGAAAAGUAUGAAGUGAUAGUGUAUGCCAUAGACUCUGGCACACCUGUCAGAGAGACAGCAACAACUACUGUAACUGUAAAUAUGAUUGAUGUGAAUAACAAGCCACCGAUGUUCAAUGAAUCUACUUAUCUCGUUUAUGUGUCAGAAAGAGCAGGAAUUGGUGAACCAGUCUUGAAGGUAGUAGCUACUGAUCCCGAUUCAGAUGCGUAUUUAGAGUAUUCUUUAGUGGAACCGAUAAGAGCUGUUGACAAAACAGGCGUGGCACUGAAAACUACUGCAUCUUACGACUAUAAAUCCGCAUUCCGUAUUAAUUCAACCACUGGAUUAAUAACAGUGAAUCGCGUCUUAGAUUACCAAGUGGCCGCUGUCAUAAUUCUCACAGUCCAAGUGCAGGAUUUGAAUGCUGUCGUUGAUAUAGAGAAACAAAUUACAAAAGUUGAAGUGACUGUUUAUAUUCAAGCCUAUAGCGACGACAAUCCGUCUUUCUUGAAUCCUGGAUGGUCACCGAACAAUCCGACUAUAAAGAUUUCUGUGCCAGAGGAACAACCUCUAGGAACGACUCUCUUAAUGUUGUCGGCAAAAGAACCUACCACUGGGUACUCAGUUCAAAGGUUUGAAUUAGUGAGGGACGAUGAUGAUGAAGGAUACGUUAAUGUCGGUGUACAGAGUGGGAACGUUGUAUUGAGCAAGCGACUAGACUACGAAAAUCUUAAUCAAAAGUUCAUUCGAUUUAAAGUACGAGCACUAGCCAGGGAUUAUGAAAUAACGCGGAAAAUGUCCGAGGCGAAUGUAAUAGUUGAAGUACAAGACACCAACGAUAACAAUCCGAUCUUCACUCAAAAGGAUUACAAAAUUUCAGUACUCGAAUCUGCGAAACCCUUGAAUGUCGUAUUGAACGUUAAAGCGACAGAUAUGGACAGUUCGGCUACUGAGCAGGAAGUCAAAAGAGGAUAUGGCGAAGUGAGAUAUUCUCUGACCGGUGAAAACGCUAAUAUGUUCGAAGUGGAAUCGAUAAGCGGAAAUAUUCAGAUUUCUGCGAAUACAACGCUAGACAGAGAAAAACAGUCGGUGCUACGAUUCUAUGUGGUCGCUUCAGACAUGCCUCAAGGAGGAGCAGAGCAAAGAAGCACUAGAGCGUUAGUGACAGUCGAUGUUCUAGAUGUGAAUGACAAUGCUCCAACUUUUGAGCAAGAAUCCUAUACAGCCGUGAUACCAGAGAAUGCUCCGCCACGUGUUAGUGUCGUCAAUAUCACUGCGACCGACCCUGAUGAAGGCAAUGGAGGAGUAGUUAAUUUCGAAAUCAUUGACGAAGGCGAAGCAAACGGCUUAUUCAAAAUAAACCAAACGUCAGGAGAAAUUUAUUCUGCAAAAGCUCUAACUGGGAAAGGAAGAACAGAGCCGUACAUCAUGCGAAUUAGAGCUCAAGAUAGCGGCGUACCGGAGUUGUACACUGACGUAAUUUUAACCUUAUACAUCGGAGACGUAGUUAGCAACGACGGUGUUCCUUUAUUCAUCAGACCAACCUUGGAAGAAGUAGCUCACAUAGCCGAGAAUUCAACGAUUGGCAGUCCAGUGUUCCAAGUGGUAGCUUCGGAUCCGGACGAUCCAAAUCUACCAAAUGGUAAAAUCACGUUCAAGUUUUUAGAAGACGGUAACUUCGGCAAAGACGCGAGUGCGUUCAGAAUAAACAGCGAAACUGGUCUGAUCACCACAAGGAAGCUACUCGACCGAGAGAUGAAGGACAGUUACACUUUGAUAUUGGUAGCUCAGGACCUAGGCAAUCCACCUCAACAAGCAACCAGAGUAUUACAAGUUAUAGUAAACGAUAUAGAUGACCACAAGCCUCACUUCAAGAGAAACUUAGACAGUCCUCCAAUAGAACUGACAAUCCUCGAAGAAAAACCGGUGGGAACGAAAGUCGGUCUGAUCGAAGCGAUCGAUGAAGACAUCGGUGAAAAUGGAAAGAUCGAUUACGCGAUCGUAUAUGGGAACGAAGCUAGCCUCUUCGUCGUGGAACGUCUUAAGAAUAACUCAGCAGUGAUCAAGUCUAAUGGUCGACUAGAUCGAGAGUCAGUGGACCGUCAUUUGUUGACAAUUAAAUGCUUCCCGUAUUCGACAAAGAGGUCUGACAUUAUCCCCAAACCUUACAAUCGGCAGGAUCCCUCGGAGAGGCAGGUUCUGAUCAGAAUCCUCGACAUAGACGACAACAAACCCUCGUUCAAGAAGGAGAACGUCACUUUGGGUGUCCGAUUAAAUGUUCCAAUUGAUACUAGUCUGAUCACGUUAGAAGCUUUCGAUGCAGACUCCGAUGCUCUGCCAAUUAAGUACAGUAUGGGGAAAGCCUCCUUUACUUCUCUCGUUGAUCCUUCUAUGUCUAAGCGAGAGAUUCCUUCGCAGUUGUCUUUGAACCCUCAAACAGGGGAGUUGAGGACAACAGGCUCGAUGUCGAAUUAUGCUGACGGUUACAUGGAGAUUAUAGUCACUGCUAACAAUUCUGUAACACUCGGUAGAGAAACGAAUAGUACCUUGAGGAUCUUUUUACUUCGUGACAGGGAUAUGUUGAAGUUUGUCUUCUCUAAACCACCUGUAGAGGUGAGGAAGACACUGGAGGACUUCGAGAAAGCUGUUCAACAGGCCCUGUCGCUACCAAUUAGCGUCAACGUUUACGAUACUCAAUUUUAUUCGAAGGAGGACAAUUCGUUGGACUUUUCUUCCACUAGCUCCUGCUUCCAGAUGGUAGGGAAGGAAGCGUACGAUUUGGACGAGAUGAAAGCGCUUCUCACGGAUCCAAGGAACGAGGAGCUAAAGAAGGUUUACAGGGCUUAUCAUGUGGAGAAGGUGCAACACUGCGCUGCCUUGGUGGCUCGUGCUGACGCCUCCAUGACGCAGAUGUGGGUGCUGGCGAUCGCUGUUUUCGUUGGCGUUGCUACCAUCAUUUCGAGCUGUGCUCUUUGCUGCAUGCAUGCCAAAUACAAACGUCAAGUGAAACACGCACGUUUACGUGAACAGCCACGGCCGCCAUUGAGCUACGUAUCUUCCGGUCCAGGAAUGGUCAGCGCUACGUCCCACACCACACUUGGGCCGGGAACAAUGGUUUCUUUGGGACCUCACGAAAGUCCUUACGAAUGGGGUGCAGACACGACGCUAUACCACCCUAGCACACUCGGAUCGAGAACAUAGAACAAGAAGCUUACCUCAGUUUGGAUAAUUUAGAGAACUGUGAAAAUAUUUUCCGUGAUUUCGACUGUAUUUCGUUGCUUCGUAUGGAGUAAUUAAUUAUUCUUGAAGAACAGAUCGUUCAGAAAUGAGAUUUUUACAAACGGUGCAUUAGUUGAAUAUUAUUGACGAAAUAUUGAGACUCUUUGAUCUCACGAACCGGUCACAAUAGAGAAUUAGCCCUCUGGGAGUGCUUCUCGGAGAAGCAAAGGUAGCAGAAAUCAAAAAGAAAGUACAACGAUAAUUUAACGCAAUAAUUCUUUCGGGAUUGUCCAACUAACGAUAUAGCGUAAACUAUUAAGGUUUUAAUCAUGUUUGAUAUUGACAGUAACAUUUUGAAAGUUUCUUUGCAGAAAUUUGAUGUGUGACACGUCGUACAAUGCCAUUGAAACCGGUGAGAUUUAUUGUUAGGUGAAAGGGAGAUUCGUAAUGUGACGUUUGAAUUAAGCUAUUAAUUGUGCUUUUGAGUCAGCGAAGACGGGAGAGAUCGUAGAAACGUCGUCAGUGAAUUGUAUUAUAUGUAGGUGUUUGAGACGAGGAUUCCGUAGUUUCGUGCAAGGAAGCCACGAGACCGCGAAGUCGACGAAUGGUGCUAUAAUAUAAGAUUGAAAAGUUCGUGCCAAAAUACGGCGACACGUGUAACAUGUGACGGCAUUUCUUAGCUUAAGCGGACCCAAUUCGCGUGAAUUUGUAUAUUUCUUGGUCGUACGCGAAUUUUACUCAUCACGAUCGCGAUAAUUAUUAUUAAAAUGCGCGCGUUUUAUUGUAAUGUAUAUACAUAUAUAUAGUAUUUAAGAGCGAAA